AUUGCUUUCCGAUCAGUCUUCUAGUUUUCCUAACCCUUAUCCCACUAAGUGGGGCGGGCGCAGCGUAUCCUCUUUUCCAGAGAGUUAAAUGGAAUGCCAAUUUUCUACGUUCAGUAAUGCACGGGACGUUUGCCUUUCUCCAACUGAGCUUGGUUUUAUGUGCGAAAACCGAAUGUGGUUAUAAGCAAUGCCCUCAGACAAGAGAAGGUGCCUUGAAUGUCCAUCUGAUACCACAUUCGCACAUGGACGCCGGCUGGGUCAAGACCUUCGACGAAUACUACUAUGGAACCAAAACAUCAAUUAGUUCGGCGAACGUUCAAUUGAUAUACCACUCCGUUAUUUCUGAAUUGCUGUAUGAUAAAAAAAGAAAAUUCACCUUCUCCGAAACGUCGUAUUUCUGGCGCUGGUGGAAAGAACAGCGUCCUGUAACGAGGUCCACCUUCCGUAGCCUCGUGCAGGAAGGUCGCGUGGAGUUCGCCGGAGGAGGCUGGGUCCAGAACGACGAAGCGACUUCCGAUUAUCUCCAGAUCAUUGACCAAUAUACUUGGGGAUUGAGGAAACUGAACGACACUUUAGGCCUGUGUGGUAAGCCUAAAGCAGCUUGGCAGAUUGACACAUAUGGCCACACCAGGGAACAGGCAUCUUUACUGGCACAAAUGGGCUUUGAUGGCUUAUUUAUCGGUCGGGUCGAUCACAAAGAAAGAGAAUCUAUGAUCGAAGAGGAUAGAAUGGAAUUCAUUUGGCGUGGUAGCGACGUAUUAGGUAAAAUGUCUGAUAUAAUGACCCACACGUUAUUCAAUCUCUACAAUCCUCCUGAAGGAUUUUGCUUUGACAUACUGUGCAAUGACGAACCCAUCGUCGACGAUCCUGACAGCAAGUCGUACAACGCUGAUACACGAGUAAACGACUUUAUCGUUCAAAUAGAGAGACAAGCGAAAUAUUAUGAUCACGACAAUAUCUUGGUCACUGCCGGAGGUGACUUCACAUAUCAAAGCGCUGCAAAUUGGUUCAUUAAUAUGGAUAAAUUGAUUAAUCAUGUGAACACUCAUCCGGUCAAUCUGUCGGACGUGAAUAUAUUCUAUUCGUCUCCCUCCUGCUACUUGAAGGCCAUAUACCUACACGGACGCAGAGAUAAAGCCGUAUUCACCGAAAGGUCAGACCAUAUGCCUUAUGGAAGCGAUUCAUCUACCUACUGGUCGGGCUACUACUCCUCAAGGCCAAGCUUUAAAUACUUCAUUAGGAAGGCACAUGUGUUUCUGCAGGUCGCGAAGCAAGUAACAGUCCUUGCCCGUAUGGGGGAUUCGUACGAACUACACCUCCUGAGGCACGCUGUCAACCUGGUGGUACACCAUGACGCUAUAACUGGUACAAGUCAGCAGCACGUCACAAACGACUUCCUGAGAAUUUUAAGCGAAGCCGUCGAUGCUUGCACCAAUAAAGUGUCAUACUUACUCAGCAACUUAACUCCAACUUGGGGCGCGGGCAGACGGUCGAAAAACAGCCAGCACUUCACCGUGUGCCAUCAGCUAAACAUCAGCCAAUGUCGAUUCACGGAGACUCAAGAAAGCAUGGUCCUGCUAAUUUACAAUCCGCUAAGCGUCAAGGUCUAUCACCACUUGUGCUUUCCCGUCAAAGCUCUCCACUUCACCAUAAGAGAUUUUAAUGACGAAGAUAUAGAGUAUCAACUAGUGCCUCUCCCGGCUGCAGUACUAAGUCUUACUGGGCGAACGUCUUCGGCGAUCCAGGAGUUGUGUUUUGAAGCAGAGAACAUUCCACCCCUGGGGUACACUUCAUAUUACGUCACGCUUGUCCGUGAUCAACUGGAAGAAAACGAAUACGCCAAGAAAUCAGCUAAGGGCCACGUCGAGGCGGAACAAGAGGUCGCCACUUCUAUAUCCAAUGAGUAUCUCAAAAUCUCGAUCGAACAAUCCACUGGUCUGCUGUCUUCCAUCCAACACGUUGAUGGGGUAUCAAUAGCUGUAUCUCAGAACUUCCACUACUACGGUCAGGGUAAGAGCAGUCAGCAGUCAGGAGCCUAUAGCUUCAGGCCAGAGACGCAGCGACCAGUGCCGGUCACCGACAAGGCCACUUACAACGUGGUACGAGGUACGCUGAUAAAAGAGAUCAGACAAAGAUUCAAUGAUUGGGUGUCCCAGGUCAUAAGAUUGUACCGUGGCGAGGAGUUUGUUGAGCUUGAGUGGAUUAUAGGCCCGGUUCCUGUAGGGACAGACUUGGGAAAAGAAGUCGUGAUGCUGUUCUCAACUAACAUCAGCAACAGCGGAGAAUUCUUCACGGAUUCCAACUCGCGACAGAUGAUGAAACGGACCUGUUGGAACGAGACGACUAGCCAACAGCAAAAAAAGAGUAUCUCGUCGUGCUAUUACCCAGUGACGUCAAGAAUAUGUAUUCGUUGCGCAAACAGCAGCAUUGAAAUGUGCGUUUUAAACGACCGAGCCCAAGGAGGUACUUCAUAUAACGACGGAGAAAUAGAACUAAUGAUACAUAGAAGACUUCUAACAGAUGACGGGUUUGGCUUGGAAGAGAGUCUUAACGAGGAAUCUUACGGCACAGGGCUGGUCGUUAGAGGGAAACACAGAAUUCUGUUCGGAAACUUCAGACAAGAACUUGAAGAGCUAUCGUUCUCGGAGAGAGUAUCUCAAGCAGCCAGGCGCUGGAGAUAUGAACCCUGGUUGUUCUUCGCGCCCGGAGAGAAGAUUAGCAGGAGAAAAUGGCAGAAUGUUAGAAAUAAACGUUACUCAUUGCUGAGGAUGCGAGGUCUUCCACGACAUAUCCACAUCCUUACCCUGGAGCCUUGGAAAUCUGGGAGCGUUCUGUUGAGGCUCGAAAACGUAUUGGAAGAAUCCAGAGAUCACCUCAACUCUGAGAACCCCGAGGGGACCACGAGAGCCUCCCACAUAACUGUGGACCUACGCAAAUUAUUCGCCGUCCCAAUCAAAUUGGCGAGGGAGACGACACUUGCCGCGAAUCAGUGGCUGGACGACGCAAGACAGAUGGAUUGGAGCACUAGGUAUGUCUACAGCGGAUCUGAUGAUGGAGUAACUCACGAAGAUGGAGUGACCGAAGACUAUGAUAACAAACAAACACACCAGACGGACGCCGGCUCAGCUUCGGAAGAGGAAACGCAACGCAGAAGAUUCCAGAAAUAUACGAAACCCAAAAGAACGGUCCGCCGGCACAGACACAAGAGAGCAAUCGUCAAUAGGGAUGCGACAAAAACAAUCAAUGUAACAUCUCGAACGGGGCUAUUGAGCAGAACAAAAUCCGAAUCCAAUGAUUCAUUUAGUGACGCAAAAUCUUAUUCUAAUGAUACAAAAACUAACAAGAAUAAAGCGAAAUCACAAAAAGACAGGAUGCAUUAUUCGAAUUAUAAGAAAAAGAUUCCAUACGAAAACUACUCGUCUGAAGAGAGUUUAUCUUUGAGAAAGAUUUCAAAGGUGAUUGAAGACGCGAAGACUGAGAAAGCGAUAACUUCUGAUGACGACGAAAGCGAUGACAUCACGAAAUCUAUUUACGAAAUGUAUUACAAAGUCAAACCCAAAAAGAAUGCGUUCAAGCCGUUUCUAAGGAACCCACAUUUGAACCACCAUACGAAGAAUUCUAGAGGGAGUUACCCAAGAAAGAACGUUAAUUUGAGAACAGCUAAUCGUGAUGCACCUAAAAGACCAAUUGGGCGUUUGACAGAUAAAAGAAGAAAUGUCAAAACGGACGAUUACAGUAAUGAAUCGGAUGAAUCUUCAGAAUAUACUAAGGUUGAUGAGCACAGAGUAUAUUCAUCUCAAGAAGACUCAUCAGAGGACAUUCAGACAAAUGAAGAAUACUGGAGAACACAGAAAAACAGACGUAAGAGGACUUUACAACGCGAAGAAUCGGAGAGUGAAGGAAAACAGGAUUACCUAAUAACUCUGCGUCCGACGCAGAUAAGAACCUUCGUAGUUUGGUUUGACAAUAUUAAGAAUUAACUGAAUAAUUCUUAAAUAAUAAUUUAGGAAUUAUUAUUAUUUUAAUAACAAGCACAAAGUUUUAUUUGUUAAUAAAUCUCUAUCGAUGUUCGGAAAACUUUAUUGACGUAAUAAACGAUUGAAACUACAGAAA
This is a messenger RNA of Bombyx mori (domestic silkworm), 4113 nucleotides long. RefSeq names its product lysosomal alpha-mannosidase. Gene Ontology annotation, molecular function: carbohydrate binding; alpha-mannosidase activity. The transcript is spliced from 30 exons. NCBI's taxonomy places the organism in Eukaryota, Metazoa, Arthropoda, Insecta, Lepidoptera, Bombycidae. Gene Ontology annotation, biological process: mannose metabolic process. The record is from RefSeq and is a predicted model, not a curated record. Gene Ontology annotation, cellular component: lysosome. The coding region runs from base 117 to 3980 and encodes 1287 amino acids.